UCCGUCGAGCCAGCCACUGCCUGGAGUCAGCCAGCCUCAUCAGACUUCUGCAGGCAAUCGCGACGCAGCUACCCAGUCCUGCCACGGUCUCUCCAGGCGCACCGGCAGCCCCAGCGUUUUCACCGGACUCAGCGUCCUUGUCUUCACCUUUGCCACCCCUCCCGGCUACUGAGCCCCAGUGCACACAGGUUCCCUGUUGGACACAAAGGCUCCACCAUGGAGCUCGUCCGGGGACUAGGUGUCCUGUUCCUGUUACAUUUGUGUGGAAGUAACCGCAUUCCAGAGUCUGGGGGAGACAACGGCGUGUUUGACAUUUUUGAACUCAUUGGAGGUGCCCGCAAGGGCCCUGGUCGCCGACUGGUGAAGGGCCAAGAUUUAUCUAGCCCCGCCUUCCGGAUUGAGAAUGCCAACUUGAUCCCCGCUGUGCCAGAUGACAAGUUCCAAGACCUAUUGGACGCUGUGUGGGCCGACAAAGGCUUCAUCUUCCUGGCUUCCUUGAGGCAGCUGAAGAAGACUCGGGGCACACUCCUGGCCGUGGAACGGAAAGACAAUACUGGCCAGAUCUUCAGUGUGGUCUCCAAUGGCAAAGCAGGCACCCUGGACCUGAGUCUGAGCCUGCCAGGGAAGCAGCAAGUGGUAUCAGUGGAGGAAGCUCUCCUGGCCACUGGCCAGUGGAAGAGCAUCACACUGUUUGUUCAAGAAGACCGGGCCCAGCUCUACAUCGACUGUGAGAAGAUGGAGAGCGCAGAGCUGGAUGUUCCCAUCCAGAGCAUCUUCACCAGGGAUUUGGCCAGGUUUGCCAGGCUCCGCAUUGCAAAGGGAGAUGUCAAUGACAACUUUCAGGGGGUGCUGCAGAAUGUGAGGUUUGUCUUUGGAACCACCCCAGAAGACAUUCUCAGGAACAAAGGCUGCUCCAGCUCAGCUACCAAUGUCCUCCUCACCCUUGACAACAACGUGGUGAACGGUUCUAGCCCAGCUAUCCGUACCAACUACAUUGGCCACAAAACAAAGGACCUCCAAGCCAUCUGUGGCCUCUCCUGUGACGAACUAUCCAGCAUGGUCCUGGAACUGAGGGGCCUGCGCACCAUUGUGACCACACUACAGGACAGCAUCCGCAAAGUGACCGAAGAGAACCGAGAACUAGCUAGUGAGCUGAGGCGGCCUCCCCUCUGCUUUCACAAUGGAGUCCAGUACAGGAAUAACGAGGAGUGGACUGUGGAUAGUUGCACAGAGUGUCACUGCCAGAACUCUGUUACCAUCUGCAAAAAGGUGUCCUGCCCCAUCAUGCCCUGUUCCAACGCCACGGUUCCUGAUGGUGAAUGCUGCCCACGGUGCUGGCCCAGCGACUCUGCUGACGAUGGCUGGUCUCCCUGGUCUGAAUGGACUUCGUGCUCUGCCACAUGUGGCAAUGGGAUUCAGCAGCGUGGCCGCUCCUGUGACAGCCUCAAUAACAGAUGUGAGGGCUCUUCGGUACAGACGAGGACCUGCCACAUUCAGGAGUGCGACAAAAGAUUUAAACAGGACGGUGGCUGGAGUCACUGGUCCCCGUGGUCAUCCUGUUCUGUGACCUGUGGUGACGGUGUGAUCACAAGGAUCCGGCUCUGCAACUCCCCCAGCCCCCAGAUGAACGGGAAGCCCUGUGAAGGUGAAGCUCGGGAGACCAAAGCCUGCAAGAAAGACGCCUGCCCAAUCAAUGGAGGCUGGGGUCCCUGGUCACCAUGGGACAUCUGCUCUGUCACCUGUGGAGGAGGAGUGCAGAGACGUAGCCGACUCUGUAACAACCCCACACCCCAGUUUGGAGGCAAAGACUGUGUUGGUGAUGUGACAGAAAAUCAAGUUUGCAACAAGCAAGAAUGUCCGAUUGAUGGAUGCCUGUCCAAUCCCUGCUUUGCUGGUGCCAAGUGCACUAGCUAUCCUGAUGGUAGCUGGAAAUGUGGUGCAUGUCCUCCUGGCUACAGUGGAAAUGGCAUCCAGUGCAAAGACGUCGAUGAGUGCAAAGAAGUGCCUGAUGCUUGCUUCAAUCACAACGGAGAACAUCGGUGCAAGAACACAGAUCCUGGCUACAACUGCCUGCCCUGCCCACCACGAUUCACCGGCUCACAGCCCUUCGGCCGAGGUGUCGAACACGCCAUGGCCAACAAACAGGUGUGCAAACCCCGAAACCCCUGCACGGAUGGGACGCACGAUUGCAACAAGAACGCCAAGUGCAACUACCUGGGUCACUACAGCGACCCCAUGUACCGCUGCGAGUGCAAGCCUGGCUACGCAGGCAAUGGCAUCAUCUGUGGAGAGGACACAGACCUCGACGGCUGGCCUAAUGAAAACCUGGUGUGUGUGGCCAACGCAACUUACCACUGCAAAAAGGACAACUGCCCUAACCUUCCCAACUCAGGCCAGGAAGAUUAUGACAAGGAUGGGAUUGGCGAUGCCUGUGAUGACGAUGAUGACAAUGACAAGAUCCCCGAUGACAGGGACAACUGUCCAUUCCAUUACAACCCAGCCCAGUAUGACUAUGACAGAGAUGAUGUGGGAGACCGCUGUGACAAUUGCCCCUACAACCACAACCCUGACCAAGCAGACACAGACAACAAUGGAGAGGGAGAUGCCUGCGCUGUGGACAUCGAUGGAGAUGGGAUCCUCAAUGAACGAGACAACUGCCAGUACGUUUACAACGUGGACCAGAGGGACACAGACAUGGAUGGGGUUGGAGAUCAGUGUGACAACUGCCCCCUGGAACACAAUCCAGACCAGCUGGACUCUGAUUCAGACCGCAUAGGAGAUACCUGUGACAACAACCAGGACAUCGAUGAAGAUGGCCAUCAGAACAAUCUGGACAACUGUCCCUAUGUGCCUAAUGCCAACCAGGCUGACCAUGAUAAAGAUGGCAAAGGCGAUGCCUGUGACCAUGACGAUGACAACGAUGGAGUCCCUGAUGACAAAGACAACUGCAGGCUGGUGCCCAAUCCUGACCAGAAGGACUCGGAUGGUGAUGGCCGAGGUGAUGCCUGCAAAGAUGACUUUGACCAUGACAAUGUGCCAGACAUUGAUGACAUCUGUCCUGAGAAUGUUGACAUCAGUGAAACCGAUUUCCGCCGAUUCCAGAUGAUUCCUCUAGAUCCCAAAGGAACCUCCCAAAAUGACCCUAACUGGGUUGUACGCCAUCAGGGCAAAGAACUUGUCCAGACUGUAAACUGUGACCCUGGACUUGCUGUAGGUUAUGAUGAGUUUAAUGCCGUGGACUUCAGCGGUACCUUCUUCAUCAACACUGAGAGGGAUGAUGACUACGCUGGCUUUGUUUUUGGCUACCAGUCCAGCAGCCGCUUCUACGUUGUGAUGUGGAAACAAGUCACCCAGUCCUACUGGGACACCAACCCCACAAGGGCUCAGGGAUACUCAGGCCUGUCUGUAAAGGUUGUGAACUCCACCACUGGACCUGGCGAGCACCUGCGGAAUGCACUGUGGCACACAGGAAACACCCCUGGCCAGGUGCGCACCCUGUGGCAUGACCCUCGUCACAUAGGUUGGAAAGAUUUCACUGCGUACAGAUGGCGUCUCAGCCACAGGCCAAAGACCGGUUUUAUCAGAGUGGUGAUGUAUGAAGGAAAGAAAAUCAUGGCUGACUCAGGACCCAUCUAUGACAAAACCUAUGCUGGCGGUAGACUAGGCCUGUUCGUCUUCUCUCAAGAAAUGGUGUUCUUCUCAGACAUGAAAUACGAGUGUCGAGAUUCCUAAUCGUCAGCUGCCGAUCACAACCAGCGCUGGCAUUGCACCUUCUGCAACCAAGGGCUAGAGAAAACCCCUGCCAGGAUUGCUUCUCUUCGCCUUCCUUGCCUCUGUUCUUGCAUAGUGUGGACUUCUAGAGCUAUGACCUGCCUCAAGAAAAUGCAGUUUUCAAACCCAGACUCAGCACUCGGCCUUCAACGAAUGAGAAUGCAUCUUCCAAGAACAUGAAGAAGUACUUUGGUUUGCUUUUGGGAAAGCAAAAAGCAACAAUUUACUUCCCAUUGGGAAGGUGCCCACUCCACUCUGCCUUACUCACAGAGCCAGAACUUCGGCGAGGCCAUCUCUGAACAGCAUACACAGAAGCAUUUUCAGGCAUGUCAAAGAAAAAAAAAUGACUCACUAGAACUCACGGCCAAACCACCUCUGACAUAGGUCCUCAGGUGUGGGGAGGCAGGAGCCAAAGCGCUAGGGAGAGCAUAUACCCAAGAGAUGAUUGUAGGACGAAAAUAUGGAGGAGCUGUUACUUGUUCGGUACUAAAUCAUUUUCAGGGGACAGAAAGACUUGUUGCAUUUCCUCCCGCUGCCCGUGAGAGCUGAUUGACCCAGUCUUCCACACGGGCACUUGAGGAAGCAGGGAAGGGAGGGAAGUCCUGGUUUUUGGACUUCCUCCCCUUGGGUGCUUCUCACCUGCAGUGGCCAGAGUAGGGGUCAGAAGUGUGGGCCGUGCUGGCUGCCCUUGGCUGGUCACGCUGAAACUGUUGGUUUAUUCUGCAUGUACAACAUGCGUAUGUAUUGGGAGAGCAAGAGAACCCUACCAUCUCAGUGAGCUCUAGCUGCCUCUGCAGGAGGGGCAGUUCGCCUUUACUUUACGGUUAGAAAGGCACAAAAUUUCUAUCAACCUAACUAAAACAUUCCUUUUCUUUCUUUCUUUCUCCCUUCCCCCCCCCAAUUACCAUGGAGUUUUCCAAUUCUCUUCUGGUUUUUGUUUAACAAACGCUUUAACAAUGUAAUAUAUUUAUUUUUUUCCCUAUUCUGGAGGAUUCGUCUGAAGGAUUGUUACUGAAACAGGAAGCGUGGGACUAUCUCAAUCAUCUUCAUAGUGAGUCUUUAUGACUGUAAGAUUGUAAAUACAGAUUAUUUAUUAACCCUGUUCUACCUGGAAUUAGACUGCAUAUAGCAAAUGUUUGCAAGCAGGUAGCUGAGGUGGACCAGCAAAUCUCUCCAAAACCAGUGUGUGGAAAGCCAGCAGAAGCUGCUGCUUUUCACUUUGGGGCUUAGAGUGAAUGAUUUGGACUCCUUUGGCUUCUCCCCUUUGUUUUCUCUGUCUCUUCAAGUGGAAUUAGGAGGCUGCCCAUUUGCAUUUGCAUCUCCUUGUAAAGGAAGCCAUGAGCACUCUAAGGCUAGCCCACACCACCCCUUGUGCCUAUUUCCAGGAAGAAGAAAAUACAAUCACCUUUUUUUUUUUCAUUUUCCCAAAAGAGACAAAGGUGGAACUUAUAUACAAAUAUUACCUCAUUUGUUGUGUGACUGAGUAAAGAAUUUUGGAUCAAGAAAGAGUUUAAGUGUCAAUAAACUUAAAACUACUGUUGUGUCUAAAAAGUUGGUGUUGUACAUAGCGUAAAAAUCCUUUGCAGAGGAUGAUCCCAAUAAAGAAAUAGCUUUGAAAUGUUAAGUACAACUUCUCAAAGUUCUGGUUUUGUUCUAUCAUCUUGUACACCAUUGCUUUUAUUUUUAUAAAUUAUUUUCUCAUUGCCAUCAGAAUAGAGAUCUCAGACUAUGUAGAUACGCUAUUUAAAUAAUUUAUCGGGAAAUACUGCCUGUAGAGUUAGUAUUUCUGUUUUUUAUAUGUUGCACACUGAAUUGAAGAAAUGUUGGUUUUUCUUGUUUUGUUUUAGUUUGUUUCUUUGCUUUCGUUUUUGUUUUUGCUUUCUACUUCCCAGUUUUGACUAUUUGCCAAUACCCUUUUUCCUAGGAACGUGCUUUUUUUUGUACACAUUUUUAUCCAUUUUACAUUCUAAAGCAGUGUAACUUGUAUAUUACUGUUUCUUAUGUACAAGGAACAACAAUAAAUCAUAUGGAAGUUUAUAUUUAUA
This is a messenger RNA of Grammomys surdaster, 5816 nucleotides long. It is a transcript of the gene Thbs1, whose product is annotated as thrombospondin 1. The coding region runs from base 217 to 3732 and encodes 1171 amino acids. Gene Ontology annotation, molecular function: protein binding; calcium ion binding. Gene Ontology annotation, biological process: negative regulation of angiogenesis; cell adhesion. The transcript is spliced from 22 exons. The record is from RefSeq and is a predicted model, not a curated record. Gene Ontology annotation, cellular component: extracellular region. Lineage: Eukaryota; Metazoa; Chordata; Mammalia; Rodentia; Muridae.